AUGACUGCUGCUGAUGUCAAUGAUAAAAGUCGUCAAGUUGGUCACCUGAUUGCUGAUGAGUUUGACUCAAGAUCUGACGAUAACUUGUUCAUCUUCCAUAAACUCUUACAGGCUCGUAAGCGGGUUUAUGUAAAGGUUGUUUCAGGACUUAAUUAUCACUUAGUUGUUGCGGUGCAUACAGUGUGUCCCAAGUACAAGCGACGCAUCGACAAGACUCGCUGUCUGCCAGACAUUGGUGAAGAACACAAGGUGUGUGAGGCACAUGUUUUGACACAGCCUUGGCUCAAGAGAAAAGUUGUGACUAAUCUCCGAUGUGCUGAGAAAGAUGAUUUCUUUAAAGCAGAUGAUUCUGUUGAAGUUUUGUAUCCCAGUGUGCAUCCAACUGCUCAUGCCAGGCCAGUGUUCCAAAGUCAGUUUUUGGUCAGAGACAGUGUGGAGAGUGAUGAAAGCAAUGAGGUAAGCUCCUGUGAAAACAUUUGUUUAUUUUUACAAGAUGAUUCUGACGAGCUUCCAAGCUUUAGAGGUAGGAGGGCAGCACUCGGGGGAUUCAAGAAGAUAGAUUUUACGGAUCCAAAGGUCAAAGAGGUGUCAGAAUUUGCCGUCAAAACCAUGGAUGAAAGGACUAAUGAAAUUAAUGUCAGGGUUAUUGAGAAAGUGAUCAAUGCUGAAGUGCAGAUAGUAAGUGGCAUAAACUGGAAACUUCAAGUACAGUUAAGCUGGACAACAUGUAGGAAAGAGGAAAAAGUUCAGGACCUGAGCACCUGUCAGAAGGACCCCAGUAAACCCAGCAGUAUUUGCAAUGUUAUUGUUUAUGAAGUACCAUGGAAAAACCAUAUGGAAGUGACUGACACAUCAUGUACAACUGUGGAAGAUGAUACCCAAAAUCACAGUAAUGAUAAUACAGGUGAACCACCAAGCAUCAGAAACAGGAGAGGAGCUCUUGGAGGGUACGAGCCUGUACAACUCCCUGAUCAAAAUAUUGAUAAAGUGGCAGAGUUUGCUGUAAGGUCAAUGGAUGCAAGGGAUAAUGACCCUAAUGUCAGGGUUGUUGAGAAAGUGAUCAGUGCUCAAAAGCAGAUAGUAAGUGGCAUAAACUGGAAGUUUCAAAUACAGUUGAGCUGGACAAAAUGUAGGAAAGAGGAAAAUGUCCAGGACUUGAGCACCUGUGAGAAGGAUCCCAGUAAACCCAGCAAUAUUUGUGAUGUUAUUGUUUAUGAAGUACCAUGGAAAAAUCACAUGGAAGUGACUAACACGUUAUGUACAACUGCGGAAGCUAAUAACCAAAAUCAUAGUAAUGAUAAUACUGAUGAACUACCAAGCAUCAGGAGGAGGAGAGCAGCUCUUGGAGGGUACGAACCAGUACAACUCCCUGAUCAAAAUAUUAAUAAAGUGGCAGAGUUUGCUGUUAAGUCAAUAGAUGCAAGGAUUAAUGACCCUAAUGUCAGGGUUGUUGAGAAAGUGAUAAGUGCUCAAAAGCAGAUAGUAAGUGGCAUAAACUGGAAACUUCAAGUACAGUUAAGCUGGACAACAUGUAGGAAAGAGGAAAAAGUUCAGGACCUGAGCACCUGUCAGAAGGACCCCAGUAAACCCAGCAGUAUUUGCAAUGUUAUUGUUUAUGAAGUACCAUGGAAAAACCAUAUGGAAGUGACUGACACAUCAUGUACAACUGUGGAAGAUGAUACCCAAAAUCAUAGUAAUGAUAAUACUGGUGAGCUACCAAGUAUCAGAAACAGGAGAGCAGCUCUUGGAGGGUAUGAGCCUGUACAACUCCCUGAUCAAAAUAUUGAUAAAGUGGCAGAGUUUGCUGUUAAGUCAAUGGAUGCAAGGAUUAAUGACCCUAAUGUCAGGGUUGUUGAGAAAGUGAUCAGUGCUCAAAAGCAGAUAGUAAGUGGGAUAAACUGGAAGUUUCAAGUACAACUGAGUUGGACAACAUGUAGGAAAGAUGAACAAGUCCAGGACUUGAGCACCUGUGAGAGGGACCCCAGUAAACCCAGCAGUAUUUGCAAUGUUAUUGUUUAUGAAGUACCAUGGAAAAAUCACAUGGAAGUGACUAACACAUCAUGUACGACUGUAGAAGAUAAGCGAGUACAGUAAUUAUAAAGCACACUUGAGGAAAGCUUAACCUUACCAUUACUGUACAAGGUUUAUUUUUACAAUGCUGAGUGCAGUCAGCAGCUCACAUUUGUUUUAUAGUUUACUUUUUACAAACAGUGUUAAAUCUUGCAAUUUAUAUACUAUUCAUUAUCUCUAUGCAGUCAAAAAUGUCUUUAUAAGUGAAGUAUCUUAGUUUGUAUAUAUGCAUUUGUCUCCUCUUAAAUUGAUUUUUGUAACUGUUUGUGGGUUUGCUUAACUACUUGCUAAAAUGUCCUCAGACUAUACUGAGGUUUGCAGUUAGACUGAUACAUAUUUUCACUACCAACUAGAAUACCCAAUGGUCCCUUGCCUUCAGGUGCCAGUACUGACCGAAUUUGUUCCCAUAAGAAAUAUUGUGAAGUAGAUUAGUCCAUUUCAGACCCCCAAACAUACACGUACAAACGCACUUACAUAAAUACACUUACAUAAUUGGUCGCAUUCGUAGGUAAUCGUUAUGCGGGGGUCCACUGUAUAUACGUUUUUUCAACAUUUGAAAGUAUUUAAAAAAAUGUAGAUCUUCUUUCUUGUUUUACAUUUAAAAAUGUGCAAAAAAAACUUUUAUCUACAUUUUUUUUUUUUAUUUUUGAAAAUAUGUAAAAAAAACGUAGAUCUACUUUUGGAGCACUACGGAUUUGAACAUCGAUUUGUUUGGACCGUUUAAGAGUUAAAAACAUGCCAAGCCAGUAUCUUCUGUCUACAUAGCUUUCCAUUCACCUGUGACUAAUGCUUUAUUUAUUUCAUUUUUAAGUCUGCUUGAAAUAUAUUGCAUAACUAUGGGCUUUUCCUUGUGUGACAGAAAAAUAUAUAUGUAUACUGUAUGUAAUGCCAUGGAAAAUAAGAUUUACUUUUCUUAAAAGUUGAUUCAAUAUUUCUGACACUCUCAACGUGAUACAAAUAAUGAAUCUAUAAUUUGUAAUUGAGAAUUAUAAUGCAGUAAUGGUUGUCAAUUAAAAAUAUAUUGUUUAUUCUUCAUUUAAUGACAAUUUAUUGUUUAAGUGUUUAUAAUUAGAUUGCAAUUUCAGGUAGAAUAUUCUAGUAAACAUUCUGAAUGAUUGUAAGGUAUUUUGUUAUUUCCUUUCGAAAUAUAGCCUUCACAAUGAUUUUAAAAAUUGGUGAAGUAUGUUGAAAUGAUAGUUUCAAAAUAUUGAAAAUUUUCAUGUACAGUACAUUAUUCACAAUUGUGAACUUGAGUUUGACAAACUGGAAAACAAAAUGCCUUUCAUAUAAUCAGGAUUAUAAUAGUAAAAAAAAAAAAUAUGGCACACAGCCCAUUCAGCAGUGCAUGGUAUGGGCAAUACUUACGUUAAAGAAUAGUGAAAUUUGUGGAGAGGAGGUCACAGUGUAUGAUGUCAGCUGUAGUUAGGAAGUCAGUAAAUCUUCAUUAAGGGUACAAUACUUUCACAAUCUAUUGCCUCUGACAAGCAAAUUGCACUUCAGAAACCUGAGGAAUAGUAAUCAUUUGCCCUUAUCAUGAACAAAAAACCAUGCCUAUGCUAGUGAAGCCAUAUUUAAGAUCAUUCCAUUGAUACCAAGGGUUAUGAUGUUGUUACAAAUAAAGAAUAUAACUCUCA
Cherax quadricarinatus is the source of this 3704-nucleotide messenger RNA. NCBI's taxonomy places the organism in Eukaryota, Metazoa, Arthropoda, Malacostraca, Decapoda, Parastacidae. The record is from RefSeq and is a predicted model, not a curated record.